AUGAGGAAGAACGAUUCACUAAACCAGAAGGUUGAGAGUGAAAGUGUAGAAAGAGUUUCGGCGAGUUCGUCGAUAUCCGUAGAAGAAUGGCAGAAAUCAGAGAUGGAGAUAAUCAAGCUGGUACAAUCCAAGGCAUUUCCUACGGAGAUCAAGAAAAUAAAGAGCAUUCAAGCUGAUACAUCGUUAAGCAAUCGUCAUUCCGAUAAGAAAAAGAAAGCCGUUUUGAAGAAAACGAGCUCGCUUCAGACGCUAGAUCCAUUCAUAGAUUCCGACGGUAUUCUGAGAGUUGGAGGAAGAAUACGUAGAUCAAACUUCACGGAAAAUUUAAAAACACCUAUUAUCUUACCGAAGUCUGAACACUUUACGAAGUUGAUUGUUAGCUAUGUUCAUGAGAAAACACAACACAGUGGUAGAGGUAUAACCAUGAACGAACUACGAUCUCACGGUUAUUGGGUAAUCAAUGGCAAUACAGUAGUUCGACGACUAAUCUCAGAGUGUGUAACUUGUCGACGCCUUAGAGGAACUGCAGGUGAACAGAAGAUGGCUGACCUGCCACAGUCGAGACUCGAAGACGUGCCACCAUUCACCUAUAGUGCAGUCGAUUAUUUUGGUCCCUGGUACGUGAAAGAAGGCAGAAAAGAAGUCAAGCGGUACGGAGCAUUGUUCACGUGUAUGUGUAGUCGUGCUAUACAUAUUGAGAUUGCGCACUCAAUAAAAACGGACUCGUUCCUACAAGCGCUACGUAGAUUCAUUUGUCGCAGAGGUAACAUUAGAGAACUUCGUAGUGAUCAAGGAACUAAUUUUAUAGGCGCGGAAAACGAAUUGAAGAAAGCUGUUGAAGAGAUGGAUGAUGACAAGAUUAAAAUCGGACUGCUGAAGAAUAGUAUUGAUUGGAUAAAAAAUCCAGCGAAAGCGAGUAACUUCGGAGGAGUCUGGGAGCGACAAAUUCGAUCUGUCCGUAACGUCAUGAACGCUCUCAUCAGGCAGCAUGGUCAGAAACUAGAUGAUGAGUCUUUACGUACAUUCAUCUGUGAAUCAGAAGCAAUCGUUAAUGGUCGCCCUUAA
This is a messenger RNA of Dendronephthya gigantea, 1065 nucleotides long. RefSeq lists its product as uncharacterized. The record is from RefSeq and is a predicted model, not a curated record. The transcript has a single exon. Gene Ontology annotation, molecular function: nucleic acid binding. The coding region runs from base 1 to 1065 and encodes 354 amino acids. NCBI's taxonomy places the organism in Eukaryota, Metazoa, Cnidaria, Anthozoa, Malacalcyonacea, Nephtheidae.